GAGAAGAAGGCCCGUUUCGUUGCUUUCUCGUCGUCCCGCUUCUUCUUGCUUGGCUUGAGAGGCGAGAGGCGAGAGGCGAGAUCGGCGGGCUACGCCGGCGCCGGAGAUGAUCACGCGGUCGAAGUUGGUGGAGCAGCUGAGGGACUACCAGAUCCGGUCCCAUCACAAGUGGGGUGCCCUCUCUUUCUUCUCCCCCAAUCCCCAAAUCUCCACCAGGCGAGAUGUCAUCGUGGCUAUUUUAUGGGCUUUGUUGUUUUGUUUGUUUGCAAUAUCUUCUACUUUGACACUCUAUCAGAGAUAUCCUCGGAUUUCUGCUUUUAUUGCAUGUAUGGGAAUUCUUCUUCCUGUUUGCCUAAAAAUUUCUAGGCAACAUAAGCUGACAAGGAAAAGAGAAAGAAGGAUGUUAUUGCCUUUAUCCAUGUGAACUUUGAUGAGAGAUAUAUGAAAUAAAUCAGUUCAUCAUUGAGCUAAAUGGCAGAGAAAUGGUCACUGAAAUUUUAUAUUGGGUUAAGAAUCCCCUAAAAACAAUUUUUUUAAAAAAAUUCUUGCUUGUACUUAACCAUGGCCAUUUAUUUC
Molecule: messenger RNA, 576 nt
Organism: Dioscorea cayenensis subsp. rotundata (Guinea yam)
Lineage: Eukaryota; Viridiplantae; Streptophyta; Magnoliopsida; Dioscoreales; Dioscoreaceae
Exons: 2
Coding region: 107-424 (105 amino acids)
Source: RefSeq, a predicted model, not a curated record